Molecule: messenger RNA, 2569 nt
Organism: Owenia fusiformis
Lineage: Eukaryota; Metazoa; Annelida; Polychaeta; Sabellida; Oweniidae
Source: the annotation of a GenBank genome assembly
AAAACUGUGGCUAUGUAUGUUCAGCUUGAAUUUGCUAGCAGUGAUGCAAUUACGUUACACUGUUUAAUAGAAGGAGCAAAAUCACUAUCAUAAAUAAUAUUCUAUUACAUGCAGACAUACGGCCGAAUACAUCUUGGCAUUUUCUAUUUUUAUUUAUUAAAACAAUUAAGGCAUUGCAUAAUGAAGACAGCUUUUUGAAGAAUGGAGACAUGAUUUGAAUUUCUAGUGAUGAAAAGUAAAGUAAACGGUUCUUGAAUCAAUAUAAACAUAAAUCUAGGAAAGGAUGACAGGAGCAUCAUAGCACAUAUUUUGGAAUAAAAUCUUCCAUCCAGAUGUAAUAAGAAUAUAAUUAGCAGCUGAGCAUAGCGUAGCAUGUGACAGUGAUGGAACCACAUCUAGUGAGGCAUUAUCAGGUUUGUCAAAUGGGUACUAUAAAUAUAUGAUUAAGCAGAUGUAUUGAAAAAGAUUCUCAUAACUAUCUUAUACAUCAAGUGAGCAACAACAUAUAAAAACACCUCUGCCAUACCAAACAUCGAUACAAUGAAGUAUUCCUUUAAUCUGUCCAAUCAAUAAUUUUAAAACAAGGUGAUAUAGCUCGACAUUAUUGACAAACGUCUAAUUAGGAUUCUGUCAAUCACAAAGACUUUAAUACGUAGAAGCAGCGCCACAAAUGAAUCACUUUGAAAGAGAUAUGUCAUUUAUCAAAAAGAGGAGUUAACACUGUCGGCUGGUGGAUUAAGUUAAAGUGAAUGCUCAAAUGGAGACAUGGAGCAGUAACUCAUCAAACAUUGGAGGAAUGGAUGACAGGAUUAGGGAUUUAGACAAGCUAUAUGCAUUUAUACUCACAUUGGUAAUUAUCAUUUCAAUUCUGGGGAAUAUACUUGUGAUGUUGGUCAUCAAAGUAAAUAAGACAUUACAUACAACAACAUCAGCCUUUGUGUUUAAUCUGGCUGUUUGUGACAUUUGCUUAGCUGUGUUUGUGAUCCCAUUCAGCGUUAUAACCCUGCUUUAUGAUCGGGAGUGGAUGUUAGGAACAAUUAUGUGUAAUAUUGUUGCUUAUCUCUCAGUGCAAUGCUGCGUAUCAUCUAUAAUGUCACUGACCAUGAUCAGUUUAGAACGUCAUACUGCUAUAAACUAUCCACUAAAAAGCACUUCAUUACUGACAAAACAGCGGGUAGGAUACCUCAUAGUAUUUAUAUGGAUAUUUGGUGCCAUUUUCGCCUGUAUGGGGUUCACACCUCUUGGGCCCUAUGGGUUCUCUCCAGGGAAAGCCAACUGUGCCCCCCUGCCAUAUAGUAUCCCACUGCUCACACUGGCGGUCUGUUUGCCCAUGUUUACAAUGCUCGUGAUGUACAUAGGCAUUUCUAGGACUGCCAUGAAGCAGGCAAAGAAAGGUACGCUUGUUUGUGAUGCCAACAACUGCCGAUUUGUCUCAAAUAAGAAAGGAGAAAUGAAAGCUGUGAAAACACUGUGUAUAAUUACAGGUGUGUUCUUUCUGUGUUGGGCACCAUUUGUUAUAGUGAACAUGAUCUCUCUCAGUCAUAACAUUUCCUAUAAUAUGGACUCAGUGACACAAUGGCUGCCAUUCCUCAGCACAUCUCUCAAUCCAUGGAUGUAUUCCCUGCUAAAUCGCUCAUUUAAACGUGGAAUGAAAAAACAAUGGCGGAAAGUUAAGGAUCGUUUCCGUAGUAUGAAAGUUAAACCAGCGGAGAACAGCGUUGAAGAAAAUGCAACAGAGCUUAAAACUAAAGCCAGACCUACAUUGACACCAGUGACAAAUUUACAUGAGAAAAAGAAUGCUGAGCUAAGUAGUCCUUCAAAAGAUAAAAGCAAGACUGGAAAACAAGCUGGGAUCAAGGUAAAGGAGAUAGAAGCUGACAAUGUAACGAACAUUAACAUUAUAUCUGAUGGAAAACUUGAAUGCUGAAUAUGAUGAACAUCCAAAUGGCUAUAAUUGUUAUAUCUCUAGUGUUACCCAUGAUUGAAAUGCCUUGGCGGGCAUGUUUUGAAAUGAAAAAAUGCUCAAAGGGAGAAAGAGAUAUGAGAUAUUUCAUUCAGUCUAGUAAGUAAUAACAUGACAAAUUAAAUAACAUGGAGAUAAACUUGCUCAACCCUUAAUGUAUAAUGAAUGAAUGCAUCCCACAUAUAUUUUCCCAGCUGUUUAUUUAAAACAGUAUAAACUUGCAAUGUAUUCAAUGUAGUAAUGUUAUGUAUGAUGAAGUUGACCUCCAUAUUGAUUUUGGAGAUGUAAUACUGUUUCUUGAUCAAAAGACACUUUGCUAAUCGAGCCUUUGCAAUAAAGCUUCUACUAAUUGCAUUAGGCAGGAGUCUCGAUUUUGAUUCUUGAAUUUUCUGAGUUCACUUGUUAACUAACAGUGAUCAUGUGACUAUUUAUACCACUGCAACAUGAUCAAUUGUAAUAAAGCAACUCGUUAAAAUAGCAAACAGAUCAUUAGUCACUAUUGGUUGCUGCUAAAAUGGACAGAUUAAACCAUGAUGUAGAUAGGAAAGUGAUGCACAAAAUAGCAAUCAUAUUGUCAGAUCUUUGAAACAUUAUUUUGAAUUUUAC